AAUUACUUCUAGUCACUAUGUUUUGAGUAAAGAACCUGCACAUAAUACCUUUUAAAAAUGUUUCUCGAAAUGAAAAUAUGUGCCACGCUGCUAAUUUUAAUUAAUGUAAAAACUUCUUUCGCUGAGGAAGAUGAAGUGCCGGUUGUAAAACUACCCCAGGGACAAAUUCAGGGGCACACAUUACGUUCAUCCCUAGGAAACAAACUUUAUUACGCGUUUCAAGAAAUUCCAUACGCGGCUCCUCCAAUUGGUACACUGAGAUUUAAGGAAGCAACAGAACCGGAAAAAUGGAAAGGGAUAAAAAAUACCACCCACAAUACACGUUCAUGCUAUAUAAAUGGAUACACUGUUGAGAUUGCACCAGGCGUAACUGAAAGUGAGGACUGUCUGUAUCUUAACGUGUACACGCCCGUGAAACCAGGUUCAAAUUCUUCAAUUCCGGUCUUAUUCUGGAUUCAUGGAGGAGGAUUUUAUUUUGGGGAUGGAACUUUCCCAGUUUAUGGGCCACAGUAUCUUAUAGACUUUGAUGUCGUCGUAGUCACCAUCAACUAUCGCUUAGGUGCUUUUGGUUUCCUGACAACAGAAGACGACGUUAUUCCCGGAAAUAUCGGCCUGAAGGAUCAACAUUUUGCACUACAAUGGACAUACUCAAACAUCAAUCUAUUCGGUGGAGACCCAAAACAAAUAACAAUCGUUGGAGAGAGCGCAGGCGGAGCCUCCGUGGGUUACCACCUGAUCAGCAAGAAGACAGCCGGACUGAUCGCUGGGGCUAUUCUACAAAGCGGCACAGCUAUCUGUUCAUUCGGCUAUCAACCAAACGGAAAUUACUACGCCUUCGAAAUGGGCAAGGCCUUGAACAAAAAUUUUACGUCUGAGAAGUCAUCGGAUCUCUUAAAAGUAUUGCAAGACGCUGAUGCUCAAGACAUCAACGAAAUCUCUCUUGAAGUUCCUGAAGACAAGGAAAGAAGAAUUGGCGGUGGUUCCCUAGUGUGGGUGCCUGUGGUGGAAAGCGAAGAACUUGAUGGAGCUUUUAUUACUGGUCCAAUGCACAACGACAUCAAGGAGGGCAAUGUAAAUAAAGUGCCGGUCAUGAUCGGGUAUAAUUCCGAAGAAGAGAUCGUGUUUGGAAGUGUUGACGAUUUUAAAGAAAAGGCUGCGAAAUUGGACGAGGAUGAUUCACAAAUCGUAGGUAACGUGUAUAAUAUUGAUGACACAAACAAAGAGACUGCCGGACAACAACUGAAGAAACUGUACACAAAGACUACCUUCGAGGAUAAUUUGAGCGCUCUAGUUAAGUUCAAGACCGACUCUGAUUUUGCAACACCGAUAAUACGCCACGCCGAGCUGCACUCCAGCUUAGCAGACGUCUUCUUGUACCAGUUCUCGUACAAGGGAAUGAUGGG
This is a messenger RNA of Anoplophora glabripennis (Asian longhorned beetle), 1403 nucleotides long. Its product is annotated as esterase FE4. Gene Ontology annotation, molecular function: hydrolase activity. The record is from RefSeq and is a predicted model, not a curated record. NCBI's taxonomy places the organism in Eukaryota, Metazoa, Arthropoda, Insecta, Coleoptera, Cerambycidae.